CGCACACAGUCCAAGCUUUAAUGCCCACGAUGACUCAUGUGCACACUUUACAGACUGAGGUUUGUCAAAAGGAGGAGAGAUGAGGGUGGAGGGUGGAGGGUGCAGUGUGGGAGGAGGCUGCGCUCAUCAAAGGAGUGCUCGGACUCUAACGAGGGAUGGAGCAAUGACCCUGAACGCCUCACAGCCCGACAGGCGGACAGACAAGCAAAAGACGGGGCCCCCUCCUGACCGCACCUGAAGAGACACUCAGCGGGUGCGAAAUGAUGUGGCGUGAGCUGCGUAGUCGUCAGUUCUGGAGGGCCAUGAUGGCGGAGCUGCUCGGCACCCUGGUGCUGGUGAGCGCCGUGUUGGGUGCAACCGUGCCGGGCCCUGGAGAGUCCCCAGCGGGACCCUUGUACCCAGCGGUGGCGCUCGGUGUGGUGAUUGUUGCACUGGGACACUGUUUUGGGGAAAUAAGCGGAGCACAGGUGAACCCUGCAGUCACUCUGUCCCUGCUGGCCACACGGAGGCUGGAUGUCCUCAGGGCCUUUGUCUAUAUCACAGCCCAGUGUUUGGGGGCGUCUUUGGGGGCUGGGGCCCUCUACCUGGCUCUACCACUAAAAAGCACUGCAGACUACUUCGUCAACAAGGUGCCCAUUGAGUUGAAUGCAGCUCAGGCCCUCGGCAUUGAGGUCUUAUGCACCUUCCAGUUGGUCUUCACUGUCUUCUCAGUGGAGGACCAGCGACGAAGGGAAAGCCCAGAACCGGGAAACCUGGCCAUUGGCCUGGCACACACUGCUGGAGUGAUGAUAGGGGCGCGGUUCUCUGGUGCCAGUAUGAACCCUGCACGAUCUCUGGGUCCAGCCAUUAUCACGGGAUUCUGGGAAAACCACUGGGUGUACUGGAUCGGACCAGUGCUGGGGGCAAUGCUGGCCGGCGUGUCCCAUGAGUUCUUCUUUGCGCAAAGCGCCCCCCGCCAGAAGCUGGUGGCAUGUCUGACCUGUAAGGACAUAGAGAUUGUUGAGGCGACCAGCAUGACCGGCUCGUCUCUGUCCACCGUCACCCAGAACGCCACCAGAGGCAAGCAGGCCCACAAACAAGACAACGCCUGAGCUCCCAGUCCGUGGAAUUGAUGCUGCCUCUUGUUUGUGUUAGUAAAAACGGAGCCAACGUUGUGCGAUUGUCCGCAUUUGCACAUCAUUAGAAUACGUGGUGAAAUACUCAUUGAAAUCCUGCUGCAAACAAUCCCACGCUUGCUGUGUUUUUUGUUUCGUUGCAUUCUGUAGCUUUGAAAUGCUAAGAGGCCUCGGUGAUGCUCUUAGUUGCUGCUCAUGAGUGUUCGUCUCUUCUCUGAAGCUUUUUGUUCACAGUCAAAUAGACCAGACCACACUAAUGGCUCCAUGGAGGGAAACUCAUUCAAUGAAAAUAAUCCUCCUGUGUUUGAGCAUGUGAACCAUUGGUUAUGAAUAUUUUUGCAGUUUAUAUGUAAAUAUAUACAGUGGUGUGAAAAAGUGUUCCUGAUUUCUGAUUUGUUGUAAUGUUUGUCACGCUUAAAUGUUUCAGAUCAUCAAACAAAUUGAAAUAUUACUCAAUGACAACACAACUGAACACAAAAUGCAGUUUUUAAAUUCAACUUUUUAUUAUUAAGGGAUAAAAAAAAUCCAAACCAAAACCAAAUGGUCCUGUGUGAAAAAGUGAUUGCCCCCUAAAACUAAUAACUGGUUGGGCCAACCUUAGCAGCAACAACUGCAAUCAAGCGUUUGCGACAACUUGCAUAUUACUUAUAUAACUUGAAUUUUGGCCCACUCAUCUUUGCAGAAUUGUUGUAAUUCAGCCACAUUGGAGGGUUUUCCAGCAUGAAGCGCCUUUUUUAAGGUCAUGUCACAGCAUCUCAAUAGGAUUCAGGUCAGGACUUUGACUAGGCCACUCCAAAGCCUUCAUUUUGUUUUUCUUCAGCCAUUCAGAGGUGGACUUGCUGGUGUGUUUUGGAUCAUUGUCCUGCUGCAGAACCCAAGUUAGUUUCAGCUUGAGGUCAUGAACAGAUAGCCGGACAUUCUCCUUCAGGAUUUUUUGGUAGACAACAGAAUUCGUGGGUUUUAUCACAGCAAGUCUUCCAGGUCCUGAAGUAGCAAAACGGCCCCAGACCACCACACUACCACCACCAUAUUUUAUUGUUGGUAUGAUGUUCUUUUUCUGAAAUGCUUUGUUACUUUUACACCAGAUGUAAUGAGACACAUACUUUCAAAAAGUUCAACUUUUGUCUCGUCAGACCACAGAGUAUUUUCCCAAAGGUCCUGGGGAUCAUCAAGAUGUUUUCUGGCAAAAUUGAGGCGAGCCUUAAUGUUCUUUUCGUUCAGCAGUGGUUUUCAUCUUGAAACUCUGCCAUGCAGGUCGUUUUUGCCCAGUGUCUUUCUUAUGGUGGAGUCAUGAACACUGAUCUUAACUGAGGCAAGUGAGGCUUGCAGUUCUUUGGACGUUGUUGUGGGGCCUUUUGUGACCUCUUAGAUGAGUCGUCGCUGCGCUGUUGGGGUAAUUUUGGUUGGCCGGCCACGCCUGGGAAGGUUCACCACUGUUCCAUGUUUUCACCAUUUGUGGAUAAUGGCUUUCACUGUGGUGCACCGGAGUCCCAAAGUUUUCAAAAUGGCUUUAUAACGUUUUCCAAACUGAUAGAUCUCAAGUUACAGUAUGUUUAACUGGAGGCUGGGGGGGCAAUCACUUUUUCACACAGGGCCAUGUAGGUUUGGAUUUUUUUUCCAUCCCAUCAUCAUUCCCAUCAUCCUGAUACUGAAGUUGACGAGGGUUUUGUUUGUCCAAACAACCUGAUACUGGAACACAGGAGGCUUUUUAAGAUAUUUUCAGUGGACGUGAUCCCACCAGUGUUUUCUUUAUUUCUAACAAUAUAUCAAACUCUUGGUUUGGUCCCUUUUUUUCCUUCCAUGUAGCUUGAUGUUGUUUUUUUAUGCCCUCAUGAUGAUGUUCUUCACUUACUCACUUGAGGCCUCAUUGGACUUCAUAUUGGUAGCUCCAGUCAGACAUCUACCAAGCUGACUGACUGUUCCUGACCAGCUAACCUCGUAUUUUUUAUCAGAAAAAGCCCUUGUUAGUAGCCGGUUAGCUUGCUAAUACAUGGAAACAGGAACCAAAAGUCAGCUCAGUCGCCCCGUCAAUGAUGUCAUCAGCGGGUGACUCCGUAGUUCUUUGCUAACUCAACACAGUUACACCACAAGACUGUCAUUGUCUUUUGAUUACAGCUGCAAAAUAACCAAACAAUGGAGCCAAAGAAAGUUGCAAGCGCCCGCAUUUUGAUAAAGAAGGUGAGAAACACUUGAAUUCAAGAAAUAACUCCUAGCAGACAAAGUUGGUGUCCAAGUGGCUCUUGCUGCUGCAUUGCUGUCUUAGCCAACAAUCACAUCUUCAAUCAAGGUGGAAGUUAAGUUAAAUGUUCAUCCCUUUCAUUUGUCAUUUAUG
Dunckerocampus dactyliophorus (ringed pipefish) is the source of this 3447-nucleotide messenger RNA. Its product is annotated as aquaporin AQPAe.a. The transcript has 6 exons. NCBI's taxonomy places the organism in Eukaryota, Metazoa, Chordata, Actinopteri, Syngnathiformes, Syngnathidae. Gene Ontology annotation, molecular function: water channel activity. Gene Ontology annotation, cellular component: plasma membrane. The coding region runs from base 261 to 1091 and encodes 276 amino acids. Gene Ontology annotation, biological process: transmembrane transport. The record is from RefSeq and is a predicted model, not a curated record.